This is a messenger RNA of Tripterygium wilfordii, 2425 nucleotides long. Its product is annotated as ABC transporter F family member 1-like. The transcript has 6 exons. The record is from RefSeq and is a predicted model, not a curated record. Lineage: Eukaryota; Viridiplantae; Streptophyta; Magnoliopsida; Celastrales; Celastraceae. Gene Ontology annotation, molecular function: ATP hydrolysis activity; ATP binding. The coding region runs from base 162 to 1955 and encodes 597 amino acids.
CCCCUGAACCGUAUAUAUUCCAAAACUCUCCUUGUUUCGUUCGCACCCUCCCUGCCUCCCUCAUCAUCGUUUUGCCUACUCUACGGCUUUAUACUUUCUCAGCACCGAAACGAAAGCCUGGUUCUACCGCACCGUCGGAUAUCCACAUCCCCCGGUUAAACAUGGUGUCGGACGCAAGCAAGAAGAAGGCAGCUCAGAAGAAGGUUGCGGCUGCCGCCAAGAGAGGUGGGAAGGUCGCCACUUCCUCUAAGGCCAAGGCCUCGGACUCACAGAACGGAGGUGUUGACAAGGUGUCCAACGGACUUGCGGCUUUCCAUAUAUCUGAUCGGACAUGCACGGGCGUGCUCUGCUCGCAUCCACUAUCUAGGGAUAUUAGGAUCGAGUCUUUAUCGGUUACUUUUCAUGGACAUGAUCUCAUUGUUGAUUCAGAACUCGAACUGAAUUAUGGCAGACGUUAUGGGUUGCUUGGGUUAAAUGGAUGUGGAAAGUCAACUCUUUUAACGGCAAUAGGAUGUCGCGAGCUUCCUAUACCAGAUCACAUGGAUAUUUAUCACCUCACCAGAGAGAUUGAAGCUUCUGACAUGUCUUCACUUGAGGCUGUCAUAAACUGUGAUGAGGAGAGAUUGAAGUUGGAGAAGGAAGCUGAAGUUUUGGCAGCACAGGACGAUGGUGGAGGAGAGGCCCUGGAGCGUCUGUAUGAGCGUUUGGAGGCCAUGGAUACAUCGACUGCUGAGAAACGCGCUGCUGAAAUUUUGUUUGGGCUUGGUUUCAACAAAGAGAUGCAGGCAAAGAAAACACGUGAUUUUUCUGGUGGCUGGAGAAUGAGGAUUGCAUUAGCACGAGCUUUAUUUAUGAAUCCGACAGUUCUGUUGCUUGAUGAGCCUACCAAUCAUCUUGAUUUGGAAGCUUGUGUCUGGUUGGAGGAGAUCCUUAAGAAAUUUGACCGCAUUUUGGUUGUGGUAUCACACUCCCAGGACUUCCUGAAUGGUGUCUGCACGAAUAUCAUACAUAUGCAAAAUAAGAAAUUGAAGCUCUACACGGGUAACUAUGAUCAGUAUGUUCAGACUCGUAGUGAACUGGAAGAGAAUCAGAUGAAGCAGUACAAGUGGGAGCAGGAGCAGAUUUCUUCCAUGAAGGAGUAUAUUGCUCGUUUUGGGCACGGGUCGGCAAAACUAGCUCGACAGGCACAGAGCAAAGAGAAAACUCUUGCAAAAAUGGAGCGGGGUGGUCUCACUGAGAAGGUGGCCAGAGACAAAAUUCUGGUCUUCCGUUUUGUUGAUGUUGGGAAGCUCCCCCCUCCAGUCCUUCAAUUUGUUGAAGUAACUUUUGGUUAUACACCUGAGAAUCUCAUUUACAAGAAUAUUGAUUUUGGGGUGGACUUGGAUUCAAGAACAGCACUGGUUGGACCCAAUGGUGCCGGGAAGAGUACAUUGCUGAAGCUUUUGACAGGGGAUUUGGUUCCUCUUGAUGGCAUGGUUCGGCGUCAUAAUCAUCUGAGAAUUGCUCAAUACCAUCAGCACUUGACUGAGAAACUUGAUUUGGAACUGUCCGCCCUUGUGUAUAUGAUGCGGGAAUACCCAGGAAAUGAGGAAGAGAAGAUGAGGGCUGCUAUUGGGAAAUUUGGACUCACUGGCAAAGCCCAGGUGAUGCCAAUGAAGAAUCUGUCUGAUGGACAGAAGAGCCGGGUGAUCUUUGCAUGGCUAGCAUACAGGCAACCUCACUUGCUACUUCUGGACGAACCAACUAAUCAUUUGGAUAUCGAGACAAUUGAUUCACUGGCUGAGGCAUUGAAUGAAUGGGAUGGAGGCAUGGUUCUUGUUAGUCAUGAUUUCAGGCUUAUCAACCAGGUCGCUAAGGAGAUCUGGGUGUGUGAAAAUCAAACCAUCACCCGGUGGGAGGGUGACAUCAUGGAUUUCAAGCGGCACCUUAAGAGUAAGGCUGGUUUGUUUGAUUAAGCCAGAUAGGAGGAGUUGAGAUUAUAAUACUUCUCACUUCUCAGUGUGCUGCACCAUGGCCUAGAAGCCCACACCACCGCCAUGUAGGGAAUGGAUUACCACAUCUGGAGGAUUUUUAUAACCCGGGGUGGAUUACGGUGAAUAGCUGAAGGGUAGUGACGAGUGCUGAAUGGGAGGCUAUGGUAAAUGUUUGGAGCUGACAGAUCACAUUAUCAUCUGCUCUGUGACUGUCAGUCCUCCAUGGUUUUGUUGUUCUGAUAUACUUUUUAGGUUUGUUCACAUAACAUAUUCUUGGUUGUUGACCAAGGUGAUAUGAACAAAUAUUUAUUUAGGAUCGGAUGAUGAUACCCUCUCUAGACCGCCUGUCAGUUAUAUUUUGAUGAUAUUUAGAAUUGGUUGUUGGCACUAAGCAUGUUUAUUUUAUUGAACUAAUAAAGAUUUUAAUUAAAAUGGAGGUCUCUUUUCUUUUA